Cherax quadricarinatus is the source of this 5844-nucleotide messenger RNA. RefSeq lists its product as uncharacterized. Lineage: Eukaryota; Metazoa; Arthropoda; Malacostraca; Decapoda; Parastacidae. Gene Ontology annotation, cellular component: nucleus. Gene Ontology annotation, molecular function: DNA binding; protein binding. The record is from RefSeq and is a predicted model, not a curated record. Gene Ontology annotation, biological process: regulation of transcription by RNA polymerase II.
AUCUGAUUUGUGGUGUGUACUCCGCAGAAAUUACCUUAUUAAAGUUUAUUUACAGAGUGAUUGUUAGGAGUGUCAUCAGAGUACAUGGAAGAGAGCUACACAAAACACGAUAAAAGACCUCAUAAGAUGUCAUCAUUUUCAGCGGCUGGACCUAGUACACCACUGCCUGCUAAGAAAAGGAAGUACACUGUCCUUAGCAUUGAAGAUAAAAUUGCCGUACUUAGACGUAUUGGUGCUGGCGAAAAUGUUGCUCUUGUGGCUGCUGAGUAUGGAAUCAGUUCUAGCACAAUUUAUGACUUAAAAAAACAAAAGGAUGCACUUUUGGAGUUCUAUACACAGACUGUUGACAACAAAAGAUAUUUAGACCAAAAAACAUCUAAGAACUCUAAGCUUCCUCUGCUUGAGAAGUGUCUUUAUGAAUGGUAUAUAAAGAAACAGAAUGAAGGCAUGUUUAUCAGUGAACGUAACCUCAUAACGAUGGCAAUGGAAUUUUACAAGGAACUCAGCCUUGAAGAACCUUGUGAGUUCAGCACAGGAUGGCUUGCAGAUUUUAAAAUAAGGCACGGAAUAUUUCAGUCAGGAGCUGGUGAUGUGAAUAUAGAAGAUACUGGCGCUGAGAGAGUCGAUACUAGUCUGGGCUUGGAGCAGUCUAGGAUAACCCCACAACCCAUGGCAACCCCAGCAUUUAUUCAAGAUGAUUACAAACCAAAGCUGCUACAAUUACAGCACAACCAUCACUUCAAAAAGAUCAUGGAAGCACUUGCUUGUGAUGAAGCUUUUGUAGAUGUCACCCUAACAGCGGAGGGACGUACCAUCAGGGCUCACAAGUUAGUAGUGUCAGCUAUGAGUCCAUACUUCCAACAACUGUUGUGUAACAACCCAUGUCCUCAUCCAGUCAUCAUCAUGCCCCACCACGUCCAGUUCGAUCACCUCUCACAUAUAAUUAACUACAUGUAUAGGGGUGAAAUAACAGUAGCUGAGGACCAAGUGAAGUCACUUCUUGAAACUGCCGAGCUUCUUCAGGUUCAUGGCUUAGCAAUUUCAGAUCCAGUGGCACUCAUUACUGACAAGUGCACUGAUUCGAGUACCUUAUUUUCUGAAAUGGCCAGUUAUUUAUCCCACUCCACAGGAAGGACAGACACUGCAGACAAUUCUUCUGAAGUAACUGUUCAAAAUAAAGGUUGUCAGGAAGUUAUCAAGCUUCCUACAUGUUCUUCUGUGGCUUUCACCUCACUUACUAGUCAUUCUGAAAAUACCAACCUUCAUUAUAAUGCCAAUAAAAUGGCCAACACUAACCAAAGCUCUUCUGCAGUUCAGUGCCAAUCAGUGUGUGGUUCUAGCACGGCAGCACUCACAAGAAUAAAUUAUAUAUCUACUCCAAUAAACAAACCAUCUCUAAAGGAGUCUUCUACAUAUGAUAGUGAUGUGCAAAAAAGCUUCUUUGAGGACAUUGAUAUUGUAAAAGAGGAGGUCAGCCUGUUGCACGACAGGCAGUGCUAUCUACAGGAUUCCCAUCAGAUUUCCCCUUCAUUCGAAGUUACAAGCCAGGAGCGUUUCACCUGACUCAGGAAUCAGUCUGUAGCUAAUUUAUGGUCCUCUACAUCCUCAAGACAUAUGCCAUUGGACAUGUGCAUACUAGUACCUUUUCUCUCUAUACUCAGUACAAAAUCAGUUCAAUGUGUUCCAAGUAUAACGAUGAUAUAUUCUAGCAGUGUACAGGAAUGUGUUUACCUUCACUGUAUUUAAAGUUCUGGUACCAACUGAAACAAGUCAUAUUGUGCUUGAUCCAACCCACCUUACAUGAGAAAGUACUAACAAGAAAUUCAAAAGUUUUAUAGAAAUACAUAUGACAGUGAAUAACUGUAUUUAGAAGGGAUUAAAUGCAUAAUAUAUAAUUUUGAGACACGCUACAUUGUAAGUUGACAAAGGAUGUUAUAGUAGUGUACUGCCUUUGCUUGUGACUUCUGAAAUUUUUGUACCACAAGACAAUGUCCAUUCUUAUAACUACAAAUAGGUAAUUAUACUCAUAAUACAUGAAAUAAGAAAUUGAUUCUUUCACCAUAAGGAUAAAUAAAGAACUGAAGAUAUAAUUAUAAAAACUGGAAUUGGUUCUGUGAACCACCACUGGAAUCAUAUCCUAUCAGUUUUACCCCUAAAAUACCAAAUAUGGACCUCCCUAACAUUUCUUGGCUCAGUUACAUUUCCUUUCCCUUCAUACAAAUUCCUAUUUUCUUCUACUGUAUAUAAACAUGGUUCCUUGAUUGGAAUAAUCAUUUGUACCAAUACCAGAGACAAGACAGCUGAUAUGGGGUGGUGAUAACUUCUAUGAUAUAUAGAACAAAUCACAGAAAAAAAUUAUUCUUCAAAAGUUGGUACAUACAGUAUUCUAAGAAUUAGUACAGUUUCUUGGAAUUGGUACAGUAGUACAGUAUUCUUAGAAUUGGUACAGUUAGUACAGUAUUCUUGGAAUUGGUAUAGUACAGUAUUCUAAGAAUUGGUACUGAUGAACCACUACUGGAAUCCUACCAGCCACAGGGCUGGCACAGAGAAAGGGUUAGUAGCCUGUAAUCUGAGGUUUUUUGUGUGACCAUGGGGGACUCAGUUUCAAUGACUAGGGCACAACCAGUAGUACUCUAAUGAGCCUUGAGAUUAGCCUUGUAUCCUGAUCAAGAGAGGGUGUGUGUAAGGAGUGUUAUGGUUUUUUUUACUGGCUGACAAGUCGUAGAUCAUUCAUGUAAGGAACAUUCAAACCAAGAAUGUUUACCUCCAGCCAUAAGGAUGGAAGCACGUACAGAAUUUGAUAUCUAAACGUAUGCCAGGACUUGCAGAAUAUUCUGAACCUAAACUGGUAAAAACUCAUCUUGCAGCUACAGUAUUUCUUCUGGUAUGUGCCAUAUCGCACCACUACUAAAAACUGCUUGCAAACAAGUUUCUGGUUUGACCCAGUGCUUCAUGUUAUAGGUUAGAUGUCCUCAGGUCAUCAAAUAUGAAACCUGUCUGUUGUUUGGCAGUUGUCCAGCUCUCUUUGCUAAAUGGUAAAGGAGUUGGAGGCAUUGUGGUUUACUUAUAAUGAAACUUACAUAACAUGCAAGGAAACAGUCUCAUUGUGUUCUCCAUUCUAGUAGGUGUGCUCGCUCUCUGUGGAUGAUGUACCCUGCCCAGAUGUACUUUCAUUACUAGAUUUGAGCCCUGUUUGAAUGAUUCUGCAGGGGGUCAUCAAACCCCAUGAGACAUAAAAUACUUACUUACCUUUGAUUUUUCUAUACUACAAUGGGUUCAGUGAUCCCCACUAUCCUCCGGUGUCCCCUUGUACACAAGUUAUCCUUGAGUCAGGUGAUUGACAGAUCAGUUAAUGGGAUCUUGAGGAUGGCUAGUGGGAAUGGUGAUAGUAAUAAUUUUCCACUGGUGAUGAGUGUAACAGGUUGCAUAAACACUUGAUUACCAGGUGGAAAACAGAAUUUGUAGGACUUUAAGGUUCUAUUUGUAUAUGGAGGAGACUGACAUACAUUAAGUAUGUGCCACUGUAUCAUACAUUUAUUGUUUAACAGUGUAGUGGCUAUUGGAUAAAGUAGCAGCUUAAAACAUCAGUUUUAGAACUAAUUAUUUUUCUUCCUAAGCCAGUAUUGAUAUAUUGGAGUUAAUGGAAUAAGGGGGCUCAGUGUACUUUAAUCCACCUAAUAAACAGAUCAACAGCAACAUACUCCCAAUGUUCAGCAAAGUUCCCCUGUAGAGUACUUUGUUUUUUCAUCACUGCCAAAAAGAUAAUCGUGGAAUUUAUAUUUGAUAUGAAGUAUUGCCACUGGUGCUAAGAUAAUAUGUAAAGGGUGUGUAUUCUCCAUAUACAGUACAAGUCAAGCUUGAAUAUACAUUAUAUUUUCAAGAUUCAGCUGUCUUCAAUGGGGUGUCUUGAUACUGGGGAGAAGGGUUCUUGAUUAAGGGAGAGGAGUUAGCUUUUCCUUCCUUGGCUCAAGCCUUUUACCUCCCAUUUCCCCAGGUGCUCCAUGACUUAUGGGUUUAGUGCUUCCCAUGAGUAUAAUAAAGAUUCAUCUUACAAUACGCUUUGUUGUACAGUAUUGUACCUCUCCUACACACCUUCCAGUUGCUUUGUUUUACAUAUUGUAAUGAGUGGUCGGAAUUUAGACAUAAGGCUAUAAAUAGCACUUUUUUAUUGCUGUGUUGCAUGUCAUAUUUCUUGCAGGAUGCUUCAUGUGAUGAAGAGCAGCAGCUUCAUACAAAGCUAUUCUCACAUUCUUCAUGAAAUGUUUCAUUUUCUGAAAAAUAAAUCAUUAUUUUGCUUAAUAUAUUCUUUGUACUUUUCAUUCAUUUAUAAAAUUCUUGGUCUAUAAUAGUGUGCUGCCUCCUCAUUAAAAAUAAAGUGGAUCAGGUACAACACUCAGUUCAUUCAUAUGUAUCCUCGACAGUGAAAGCAAGUGAAUAGUUUCAGUUCAUUCAUAUGUAUCCUCGACAGUGAAAGCAAGUGAAUAGUUACCUUCAUGCUACUAAAGUGCUGUGAUAAAAUUUCAGGUUAACAGUUGGGGCCAUAAUGAGCAUUAAAAGUGUGGUGUUUUGAUAAGGAUUUGUGUUUUUAGGCUUUUAUCCUUUUAAAAACUGAAUAAAAGUAUGAUUUAUAGACACAUCUCAACACCUAAUAGAGGGGAGAAUUUUGUUUAUAAGUAUAUAUUAGGUUUUAUUGUAUUUAUAGUACCGUAAAAAGGAGUGUGAAGUAUUAUGUAAAGUAAGGUAUCAUGUGCUGGAAAUGGGGUCCACUAAGUGACAACUCCAUGACUCGUCAACUGUGUCACAAGUAUUAAAAUUAUUUUUAUUUAAUUUAUUAGUUAUGGCAAGCCCUAAUGUUGCUCCUGAUCCUAUCUUUCAUAAUAUUAACUGGCCACUUUUGGGGCUUAGAUAGAGAUUAGUUACUACUGUAAGUCUUUCAUACCUGUCGCUGAAAAUGGAAUUUCAUGCUGUUGAUAGCAUGAAAUUCUAUUUUCGGCAAAAUCUCAAUUUGCAUUGACAAGCAUAAAGGAUAUAUGAACUAAACAAUCUUUACUCUAAAUCCGAGUGUGAUGGGGCACUGUGUAAAAUAGCAUUUGGGCCAACAUUGGGGACUAUCGUAGCAGAGAUGUAAAGGUAUGGCAUUACCAUUUAGUGAGUCCUGGUUUGAGUCCACUUGCCAUCUUGUUUCCACAAAUUGCUUCAUUCACAAUACAAUAGUAGAGAGUUCAUUGGUUAGCAUGGAUGCAGUUUGUUUUCCUUUACUGUAGCUCAGUUACUUUAUUUGAUGGAAUGCAUCUGGCAUGGUGAGAGACUGGAAGAAAAACUACCAGUAAGGAGAAGGAAUCAAAUAAUUAACACUAUGUUUGCAGUGCUGGUCUACCUUGCCUUGCACUAGGUUUGCAUUCUUUACAAAUUUCUCAAGCAAGAUGUUUAGGCAUUCCAUCUCUGACCCACUAACACAGUGCAAUACAGCUAAAUUACAGGUCAUGGAAAUUUAAAGAAAUAGUUACAUAAUUAACUAAUUCACUUGUUGUCAAAGAUAAGAAAAAGAGAAUAUUAAAACUUGAAAAUCAUUAGGAUCAGGCUUCCUUAACUGAGUGAAUGAUGGAAAAUGUGAUAGUAUUGCAAUAAGUAAAGAGGUGGUAGAGGAGUAAUGAAAGCUCUUGUGAUUGCAGUUUGUUGGUCUUCAAAAAACUGAGUAGGUAUAAGUGCUGCUUUUCCUUAACAACUCUGUAAGACUCCUUCCAAGAAAUCUGUGUUCUGGUCUAUGGCUAGUCCUUCCUGGGCCAGCUGAUCAGCAGAAAUGAAGUCAUACAGUACAAGGUUCAAGCUCGGGCUGUAGCAAAC